AUGUCUCGUCUCGCCCUCAUCGCGGCCAUCAUCUCCACCCUCACCAGCGCCGCCUUCGCCGUAGUAUGCACCCAAGCCGAAACCUACUGCGGCUCCCGCCUCCUCAAGCUCGGUUGGUAUCCCUUCAUCAAAUCUUCUGAUCUCUAUGACACAAACAACCGUAAGGCGAUUGAAGGCGCUCUGACAUCGGGCAGGCAGUCCAUCGACGACACGCACGUCAAUCAGUCCGUCUUCUGGUGCGCGCCGGCAGGCGUCCCCGUACCGGGCGACUCGGGUCUCCUCUUUGUGACUUACUGCGGUCCCGAGAACGUCUGCCAGGAAGGCGGAGCGCUCGGGGGCGUCGGGGAUGCUUGCGCGGCGUCUACGGGUGGCGGGCUUAACCAUCGGCGCCAUCACCAUCACCAUUGA
Colletotrichum paranaense is the source of this 408-nucleotide messenger RNA. RefSeq lists its product as uncharacterized. The transcript is spliced from 2 exons. NCBI's taxonomy places the organism in Eukaryota, Fungi, Ascomycota, Sordariomycetes, Glomerellales, Glomerellaceae. Bases 1 to 408 code for a protein of 135 amino acids. The record is from RefSeq and is a predicted model, not a curated record.